AUGCUAAGAUGCGGAGACGUGUUGUGGGGCGACAGACGGCCCCACCCUCCUCGUGGCGUAGAGGCCGAACUGGGGACAGCAAUAAACUCCACAUUACCUCUCGCAAAGACAUGUUGUCGACAUGAGCAAGGCGUAACCUCGCGUCGGGAGGACAAGCAAAUGAGUAUUCCAGCUUCCUACCAACCUGCCCACGCCCAACAAUAA
Messenger RNA from Protopolystoma xenopodis, 204 nucleotides. Lineage: Eukaryota; Metazoa; Platyhelminthes; Monogenea; Polystomatidea; Polystomatidae. The record is from the annotation of a GenBank genome assembly.